This is a messenger RNA of Culex quinquefasciatus (southern house mosquito), 2028 nucleotides long. It is a transcript of the gene T3dh, whose product is annotated as probable hydroxyacid-oxoacid transhydrogenase, mitochondrial. Gene Ontology annotation, molecular function: alcohol dehydrogenase (NAD+) activity; metal ion binding. Gene Ontology annotation, cellular component: mitochondrion. The record is from RefSeq and is a predicted model, not a curated record. The coding region runs from base 97 to 1485 and encodes 462 amino acids. NCBI's taxonomy places the organism in Eukaryota, Metazoa, Arthropoda, Insecta, Diptera, Culicidae. The transcript has 4 exons.
ACCUGGCCCAGACGGGCCGAUCAGUUUUAUCAGCAAGUUAUUCUUUGUUUGGAGACGAUAACAGUGUUUUGAAUUUAGACAAUUUAGCCUUCCAGAAUGAUACCGAAAUCAAGAAUUGCAUCGUUGAUGCGAACCGUUGCCAAUGGGUCUUGCGGUUGUCCCGCCCACUCCAGGCCAUCAACAGGAUCGUCGAACAUUUCCACCGAAAAGGAGUAUGCCUUUGAGAUGUCCUCCUCAACCAUCCGGUACGGCCCGGGGGUCACCAAAGAGCUUGGCCAUGAUCUGCAAAACUUGAACGUCAAACGCGCCUGCAUCGUAACGGACAAGAACGUGCUGAAGCUGCCCUCGGUACAGUUCGCGUUCGAUUCGCUAGCCCGUGCUGGUAUCCAGUUCGAGGUGUACGACGAGACCCGGGUUGAACCCACGGAUGGUAGCUUGAUCCGGGCGGCUGAAUACGCUCGCAAACACGAUUUUGAUGGGUACGUUGCCAUCGGGGGUGGUUCCGUCAUUGAUACGUGCAAAGCGGCCAAUCUGUUCAGCGCCGAUCGCGAGGCGGAGUUUCUGGACUACGUAAAUGCUCCAAUUGGGAAGGCGAAAGAAGUUAGCGUCAAGUUGAAACCGCUGAUCGCGGUGCCUACCACGGCGGGGACCGGCUCCGAAACUACCGGAGUGGCGAUCUUCGACUAUAAAGAACUGCACGCCAAGACCGGAAUAUCCAGUAAGUUUCUAAGACCCACGUUGGGCCUGGUAGACCCACUGCAUACCCUGUCCCAACCGGAGAAAGUCGCCGCGUACUGCGGGUUCGACGUGUUCUGCCACGCCCUGGAAAGCUUCACGGCGGUUCAGUACACCGAACGUGGACCGGCUCCGAGUAAUCCAAAGUUUCGACCUCCCUACCAGGGUAGCAACCCGAUAUCGGACGUUUGGGCACGGUUUGCGCUCAAGAUCAUCCGAGAUCACUUCCGGUCGGCGGUGUUCAACGCGGAUGACUUCAAGGCUCGAUCGAGCAUGCACUUGGCUUCGACGAUGGCUGGCGUCGGUUUUGGGAAUGCUGGAGUUCAUCUGUGCCACGGACUGUCCUAUCCGAUUUCGGGCUGUGUGAAAAAGUUUGUUCCCCGUGGGUACGACGCGGAUCAUCCGAUCAUUCCGCACGGACUGUCGGUGGUCAUGACGGCACCGGCCGUGUUCCAGUUCACCGGACGGUCCUGCCCGGAUCGGCACUUGGAAGCGGCAGAGAUUCUUGGAGCCGAUGUCUCAAAAGCCAAACGAGAGGAUGCUGGAGCGAUCCUGGCGGAUGUCGUGAGAAAGUACAUGUACGAUCUGAAGGUGGAGAACGGAUUGACGGCGCUCGGCUUCGAAAGGUUGGACAUUCCAGCUUUGGUUGAAGGAACGCUGCCACAGGAACGUAUUACGAAACUAGCUCCGCGAGCUCAGACGAAAGAAGAUUUGACCGGGCUGUUUGAAAAUUCAAUGACGAUCUAUUGAGAUAUUGUUAUUUACUUUAAAGUUGUUUAUUUUUUAAUAAAUUUCAUUCAAUAUUUUUGUUUUAUUCGACUUAGAAAAAAAAAUUAACGUGGCUUAACCUCAAAUGGUUGUGCAAUAAAAUAUAUACCCUGAGGAAGAUUGAACCUGGAGAUCGACACGUUAAUGAAUAUGUAGUUGCAAUUUCAUAGCAAGCCAAUUUAGCUAAAACUCUUUCAUAAACAACUAUAGAAACAUUCAGCAAAUGCUUGAGCACCAAAUGGCGAUCUUUUGAACCUGUCUAGAAUAUCACGCAUUACCAGCGCAGCACGCAAUAACAACAUAAAACCAAGUCCCGUGGAACCACCGCGGGACAUCGCAACAAGUUGUGGCUCGGAAUCGGCCGUACAAUUCAUCAGCUUUGUUGAUGUUUACGGGCAUUUUCUAAAUUUACCCACCGACGAUCGUCUGUACAAGUUGGCAUGUAAACAUAGAAUACGAGAACGAGCGAAAUGGGUGAAGAACAACAAAAUAUUAAAAUGACGCCGCUGAAUACCGGUAAAAUGA